This is a messenger RNA of Anneissia japonica, 627 nucleotides long. Its product is annotated as extensin-like. The transcript is spliced from 2 exons. The coding region runs from base 1 to 627 and encodes 208 amino acids. The record is from RefSeq and is a predicted model, not a curated record. Lineage: Eukaryota; Metazoa; Echinodermata; Crinoidea; Comatulida; Comatulidae.
AUGCCGUCAGUCUUCAAGAAACAAAGCAUUACUAGCAGGAGCACAAAGACAGACACGUCACCCCCAACACCACUAACACACCCCAGCACCACCAACACACCGACAGAGACACCUCACCAUCCAGCACCACCAAAACACCGACAGAGACACCUCACCCCAGCACCACCAACACACCGACAAAGACACCUCACCCAAGCACCACCAACACACCGACAGAGACACCUCACCCCAUCACCACCAACACACCAACAGAGACACCUCACCCCAGCACCACCAACACACCGACAGAGACACCUCACACCAGCACCACCAAAACACCGACAGAGACACCUCACCCCAGCACCACCAACACACCGACAGAGACACCUCACCAUCCAGCACCACCAAAACACCGACAGAGACACCUCACCCCAGCACCACCAACACAUCGACAGAGACACCUCACCCCCAGCACCACCAACACACCGACAGAGACACCACUCUAGCACCGCCAACACACUGACAGAGACACCUCACACCAGCACCACUAACACACCGAUAAAGACACCUCACCCAGGCACCACCAACACACCGAAAUAUGACAAAAAACGUUUACAAAUAUACAGUAAUACUAAACCUGAAUUCUAA